Raphanus sativus (radish) is the source of this 1358-nucleotide messenger RNA. RefSeq lists its product as uncharacterized. The record is from RefSeq and is a predicted model, not a curated record. The transcript has 2 exons. NCBI's taxonomy places the organism in Eukaryota, Viridiplantae, Streptophyta, Magnoliopsida, Brassicales, Brassicaceae. The coding region runs from base 49 to 273 and encodes 74 amino acids.
UAAACAACUCAAUCUCAUCCAAAUUAAAACAUAUCUAGCUAGAGAGGAAUGGCUAGACACUUAGAAGAUGUAAUGAGCAUGGCGGCAACAACACACUUCGAUGUUAGUUACCUUUUUCAUCUUGUGUUCUUGGUUCUAUUUGGCUGUUGUGUCCUCUCGGCUCUAUUACUCUCUUGCGCCGAUGGAGCCUCCGGUGAUAGAGCCACUUCCCGUAAUACAACAGCUGCAGGAGGUUGUGGCGGAGCCGGUUGCGGCGGUGGUUGUGGAGGUUAAGAGUUCCUUUAUCCUCAUCUAUGGCACAAAUAAUAGUCUACUUUUCUAAUAUUAUGGUUUGUGUAGUCAGCUUUCGUUUUACUGUUAUGCAACUCUUUGAUUGCUUUCACAUAAACAUAAGACUAGAUUGUAUAAAUAAAUUGUAUUACAAUAGCAUAUAAUACUAUUUAUUGCAUUUCGUUUUGAAGUUAAAUUAAAUUUUUUUUUGUUUUUUGUUUUUUUUGUUCAAACCAUUUAUUCCAUUCAAAUUAACUUAAGCUACAGAGUUCCCCAAUCCUUGAAGGACUGUUUGAGAUCACAAACAGAGCAUUCUUGGCAAGCCUGUCAGCUUGCUCAUUACAACUACGAGAAACGAAACGAUAAGAUAUAGAAGAGAAGGAAUGACUCAACACGCCUAGGUCAUGAAGUAUUCCUUUGAGUUUGAUCACAGACUUGUUUCCUGUGUAUUGAUGUUGAUUAGAUUUUAAAAGUCUGAAAACAGACCACAUCUUUGAUUCCAGCUGAGGCCGCCAUGGUGAGACCCGCUUUUAACGCCAGAGAGUGUCUGCAGAUAAAAUAGAGGCCACCACACGUCUUGCAGAGUUUCCUUCGAAGAGAGUAACGCCCGCUGUGUCCGAGGCCACCCUGCCAAAUCCUCCCGCACACGACGUGCCAUUCCAUGCCGCAUCCGAGAAGAGGCGAAUGGUCUUAUCAGGCACCCGAGGGCCUUCAAUAUCUCAGAUCCUGCUCUUAAGGUCCCUCAACUUCCAUCUGAUCACCAUAUUGAAUCGCCAUCUCAUCUUCGAAUUCCUUAAAAAGCUCAUAAGCUGCUUCAGGCUCGAUCUCACCACUUUCACACAUAUCCCCAAGCUCAUUCAACUUUGCUUCAACCUUUUUCUUCAAGCGAUCUGAAUGGAAAAUACAGUUAGAUGACUUUCCAACCGUUCUUAUUCACCACCGGUCCAAACAUUAUAUUAUCUUUUUUCCUAAAUAAGUAUCACUUUGACAUUUUUCACACAUAUUAAAAAGUAACAGAAUUAAAUUGUUAUUGAUUACACUUCUUUAACUAAUAGUAUCUGAAUAAAAAUACUAAUAUUACCGUCAAA